This is a messenger RNA of Xiphias gladius (swordfish), 1835 nucleotides long. RefSeq names its product neuromedin B receptor (gene nmbr). The transcript has 5 exons. The coding region runs from base 1 to 1167 and encodes 388 amino acids. Gene Ontology annotation, biological process: bombesin receptor signaling pathway. Gene Ontology annotation, molecular function: bombesin receptor activity. Gene Ontology annotation, cellular component: membrane. Lineage: Eukaryota; Metazoa; Chordata; Actinopteri; Istiophoriformes; Xiphiidae. The record is from RefSeq and is a predicted model, not a curated record.
AUGGACGACGAGCUCCUGUCUAACUUAUCCCCGGCCGAUCCCGGAGACGCCGAGGCCCUGAGCCCCAACUCCACCGAGGAGCCCGGCGGGGAGACGGUCCACUUCGCCGUGCGCUGCGUCAUGACCUCGGUGUACAUCCUGAUCAUCACCGUGGGUCUGCUGGGCAACAUCACCCUGGUGAAGAUCUUCAUCACCAACAGCGCCAUGCGGAGCGUGCCCAACAUCUUCAUCUCCAGCCUGGCGGCGGGAGACCUGCUGCUGCUGGUCACCUGCGUGCCGGUGGACGCCUUCCGCUUCUUCUCCGAGGAGUGGGUGUUCGGCGAGGCGGCGUGCAAACUCAUCCCGGUCAUCCAGCUCACCUCGGUCGGCGUGUCGGUGUUCACGCUCACGGCGCUCAGCGCAGACAGGUAUAAGGCCAUAGUGAACCCGAUGGACAUCCAGACAUCUAGCGCUGUCUUCUGGACGUGUCUGAAAGCUGUUUCUAUCUGGCUUCUGUCUGUCCUGCUGGCCGUCCCCGAGGCCAUUUUCUCACAAGUCGUCUCCAUGCAGGGUCACAGGGAGAACUCUAACAUCACCUUUGUGAACUGUGUACCGUACCCGAUGUCCAAUCAGAUGCAUCCAAAGAUCCACUCAGUGAUGAUCUUCUUGGUUUACUUCCUGAUCCCUCUUGCUAUCAUCUCUGUGUAUUAUUACCACAUCGCCCGCACACUCAUCAAGAGCGCCCACGACAUGCCGGGGGAGGUCAGCGAACACACCAAGAGACAGAUGGAGACGAGGAAGCGCCUGGCCAAGAUCGUGCUGGUGUUUGUGGGUCUGUUCGCCCUCUGCUGGUUCCCCAACCAUGUGCUCUACAUGUACCGCUCCUUCCACUACCACGAGAUGGAUCUGUCACUGGCCCACCUUGUCAUCACCCUGCUGGCCAGAGUCCUCAGCUUCUCCUCCUCCUGCGUCAACCCCUUUGCCCUCUACAUGCUCAGCGAGAGCUUCCGCAGGCACUUCAACAGUCAGCUGCGAUGUGGUAGAGGUCCACGCCCCGAGCGCCAGGCCAGCUACCUGCACAGCACCUCCCACAUCCGCCUCACCUCCAUCAAGAAGACCAUGCCCACCGCCGCCAUCAUCGCUCCAGCAGCCAAUGGCAACUCCAACAGACAAGAAGUGGCUCUGUGAGGCAGGGAGGCUGGGAGUCAGUGAUUUACAGCUUCAUCUCAUCCCAGGAGCUCUGUGAACAUAGGACUCCCGCAGCUACAAGACCAGGAGAGGUAUUUUGGUGCAAAGUGUAGUCUGUGUGGAUGGGUAGAGGAAACUCUACAGGCCUUGUACCAGGUGAAUGAUUGUACCAGUUGCUCCUGACACUUCAUCAUCUGCAUCCUCAACUUGGCAACGAAACAAGAAGUGCCUCUUGGAAAUACAAGGUCAGAAGUCAAAGGGAAGCUAAAACCUUAUCAAACUGAAAAUUACUUUACUUUUCUACAGCCACAACUCUCCAGAUUUACCAACAUAUGUUUGAUAAAUGUAGACAUCUUACUUCAUAUGUUGGGAGACGUAAAACUUGCAAGGGAAGGUCUAACAAACCACAAGUCCAAGACGGGAGAGGACAGACGGUCUUAGCAUGUCUGCUGUGAAAGCUUGUUCCUCUGUGCUAAGUUGCUGGAAUGUUCAUCAUCGAUUGAUUUAAAAAGCCAUUUUCAUCUACAGUAUUUGGUGACACUCUAUUGAUCCACUGAGAGGCGGGACUUUGCCUGCCUUCUUGUCUGCUGCCUCAUGAUAAGGAGGAUCAGAUACAGAGCAACAUCCCCAGAGACAUGGGCGAGGAUUUGAUGAAUUCUUGGCUCCAC